This is a messenger RNA of Chionomys nivalis (European snow vole), 2117 nucleotides long. It is a transcript of the gene Acp2, whose product is annotated as acid phosphatase 2, lysosomal. Lineage: Eukaryota; Metazoa; Chordata; Mammalia; Rodentia; Cricetidae. Gene Ontology annotation, molecular function: acid phosphatase activity. The coding region runs from base 31 to 1302 and encodes 423 amino acids. Gene Ontology annotation, biological process: dephosphorylation; lysosome organization. Gene Ontology annotation, cellular component: lysosome. The record is from RefSeq and is a predicted model, not a curated record. The transcript is spliced from 11 exons.
GGUCCCUUUGCUGCACAGCCAACAACGGCGAUGGCGGGCAGACAGUCUGGUUGGAGCCAGGCAGCUCUUCUCCAGUUUCUUCUUGGCAUGUGCCUAACGGUGAUGCCACCUACCCAGGCCCGGAGUCUGCGCUUUGUUACCUUGCUGUAUCGACAUGGAGAUCGGUCACCAGUGAAGACAUAUCCCAAGGACCCCUAUCAGGAAGAGAAAUGGCCCCAGGGUUUUGGUCAGCUAACCAAGGAGGGGAUGCUGCAGCACUGGGAGCUAGGCCAGGCUCUGAGGCAGCGCUACCAUGGCUUUCUGAACACCACUUACCACCGACAAGAGGUUUAUGUGCGAAGCACUGACUUUGACCGUACUCUCAUGAGUGCUGAGGCCAACCUGGCUGGACUCUUCCCUCCCAAUGAAGUGCAACGAUUCAACCCUAACAUUUCAUGGCAGCCCAUCCCUGUUCACACUGUGCCCAUCCCUGAAGACAGGUUGCUAAAGUUUCCAUUGGGUCCAUGUCCCCAUUAUGAGCAGCUGCAGAAUGAGACUCGGCAGACUCCAGAGUAUAAGAAUAUGAGUAUUCAGAAUGCACAAUUUCUGGACAUGGUGGCCAAUGAGACAGGGCUUAUGAACCUGACCCUAGAGACCAUCUGGAAUGUGUAUGACACACUCUUUUGUGAGCAAACACAUGGGCUGCUCCUGCCGCCCUGGGCCUCACCCCAAACCGUGCAACGUCUGAGCCAGCUAAAGGACUUCAGCUUCCUCUUCCUCUUCGGGAUCCACGAGCAAGUACAGAAGGCCCGACUUCAGGGUGGAGUUCUGCUGGCUCAGAUACUGAAGAACCUGACACUCAUGGCAACCACCUCUCAAUUCCCUAAGCUUCUGGUUUACUCCGCGCAUGAUACUACCCUUGUUGCUUUGCAAAUGGCACUGAAUGUCUACAAUGGGAGACAAGCUCCCUACGCUUCCUGCCACAUGUUUGAACUGUAUCAGGAAGAUGAUGGGAAUUUCUCAGUUGAGAUGUACUUUCGGAAUGACAGUAAGAAGGCACCCUGGCCUCUGAUCCUGCCUGGCUGCCCUCACCGCUGCCCACUGCAGGACUUCCUUCGCCUCACAGAGCCUGUCAUACCCAAGGACUGGCAGAAGGAGUGCCAGCUCAUGAGUGACACUGCAGACACAGAGGUGAUUGUGGCCUUGGCUGUCUGUGGCUCCAUCCUCUUCCUUCUAAUAGUGUUGCUCCUCACUGUCCUCUUCCGGAUGCAGGCUCAGCCUCCUGGCUACCACCAUGUUGCAGACAGGGAAGACCAUGCUUGACAACCACUCAGUCCCCUUCCUCUGCUUCCUAGGGGAGGUGAGCUGAUCCCAGCGCUCAGCCUCCCUGAUUACCUAAGCCCAGAUGAAUGAGCGAGGCUCUCCUGGGCUGUGAACCUGUGACUCACCAUCUAUACGCCUGGUGUUUACCAUGCGCUGUGCUGGACACUGGCUGUGAACCUGUGACUCACCAUCUACACGCCUGGUGUUUACCAUGCGCUGUGCUGGACACUGGCUCUCUCCUAUACUCCCUAAGGACCUGAGAUACAGACUAGGAUUCAGUUUCCACUCAGGACCUGGGAUACAAAAACAAAACAAAACUGAAGCCGGUGCUUGACCUGCCUUGCUCUUUGUCUUCUAGCCCACACCUUUGGAAAAUGGCAUAGAGGACAUUGUCCCUUGGUACUUUUUUUUAGAGGCAAAAACUGCAAAUCACUGGGAGUGUAAAAUGUGGCUAUCAAGGAACUGGGUCAUCCAACAGCGGAGUUUCCCUGUGGCUGAGGCUACUGUUAAUGUCAACCCUUGGCUUGAGCAGGGUCUCAGGCAGGUCUGAAAGGUAUGUGUACUGUACCUGGAUGAGUGGGAGGACGCAGGCAGGAGAGAGACACAUCAUGAAGUGAGUCUCCCGCAGCUGGGCUGGGCUCUUCAGAGACCUGAACUGGACUUGUUUAGGGCUGCAGGGACUCGGAAGAAAUGAAGGUCGGACUGAGUGCUGGCUCUGUGCCUUUCUUGUCUCCCCCACUCUUGACACCCAAGCAGCACUCUUACAGGCUGUGCUAGAUCUGCUCAGAAGCCCAGCUGCUUUGGGGUUUUUUAGU